UCUUUACCGCACGGCGAACGCGGCGGUUUUCUCCCUUUCCGCCGCCCUCCCUCUUUCUAGUUCCCCUCAAAGCCGUUCGCUGCCGCUGCGGGGUCGGUCGGGCGCUGUCCAGUGGCCUGGCUUCUCCUGCAGGGGAGCGCCCAUUAAAAAAAAACCCCCAGCCACCCCAAACCCAAGCAAGCAGCCAUCACGGCAGUUGCGGCCACCAGCGCCUCAGGUGGCCCCACCCCCCUCGGUCCCCUCCCCCGCCUGCCUGCUCGCUCGUCGCCGCCGCCGCCACUGCCGCCGCCGUCCUUCCCUCCCUCUUUCCUUCCUUCCUUCCUUCCCUCUCCGUCCGCGGGUGCUGCUCGUCCCUUCUCUCUUUUUCUCUCUCUCUCUCCCCUCCUUCCUCUCAGCCUCCCUCUCCCUCCUCUUCCUUUUUCCUCCCGCCCGUCCUCCCGCCUUCGCCUGCCUGCCGUAGUCCCGGCUCCCCUCCGCCAGGCGCAAGCCGAAGAUGGCAGGCUGGCAGAGCUACGUGGAUAACCUGAUGUGCGAUGGCUGCUGCCAGGAGGCCGCCAUUGUCGGCUACUGUGACGCCAAGUACGUCUGGGCAGCGACGGCCGGGGGCAUCUUCCAGAGCAUUACGCCUGUAGAAAUAGAUAUGAUUGUAGGAAAAGACCGCGAAGGUUUCUUCACCAACGGUCUAACUCUUGGUGCAAAGAAGUGCUCUGUGAUCAGAGAUAGCCUCUAUGUGGACGGUGACUGCACAAUGGACAUCAGGACAAAGAGUCAAGGUGGCGAGCCAACAUAUAAUGUUGCUGUAGGCAGAGCUGGCCGAGCAUUGGUUAUGGUCAUGGGAAAGGAAGGUGUCCAUGGAGGGACACUCAACAAGAAAGCAUAUGAACUGGCUUUAUACCUGAGGAGGUCUGAUGUCUAAGCAGCCUCUCCCCAUCCACAUAGCAACUGUCUUCAUCACCACCCUGUUGUGUUCACAAUGCUACCAGAAUGUAGAUGGUGGUUUAUUUACACAUCUUUUCCCUAAUGUCAUGGCUCCAGUUACCCUUUUUUUUGUUUGUAUGUUAAUCACUGUUGUACCCAUAUUCUGUAUCUGGCACCAUUAUUGCAACACAGAUGAUAUGCAUGAUACGUUGAAGCCUUGGAAGGGGAAUCAUGUCAAGUCCAGGCUUUGCUUUGUCUUAGCAAUUAAAGUGACAUUAAGAACUAAACCAAUUAAAAAACUAAAUAAGGUGCAGAUUGUACAAUCCAGAUUGAUCAAUGCCUCUUCAGCACUUUGAGCAUUUACACAGCUCAUUAGUCUUCCUUCUGUAGAGCAUGGUUGGGAGGGGGAAAAGUGCAUGCAUAUCUCUACUUUCUUCCCCCCUUGUCCUCAUCUUUCAUCUACUUUUUUUUUGUUUGCUUCAUCUAUAAAUAUAUAUAUAUAUAUAUACAUAUUUUUUUUAAUACAGUGCCUGGUUUGUUUAACCAAUUUGCCGCUUGAAAGCUGUUUAAAAGUGUUGCUCUAGUUUUGUUGUUGCUCUUCUGUGUAGAUUUGCAAAACUCUUCAUGGUGUCUGAAGCACAUCCUGCUUUUUACAAGGGUAACUGCAAAACUAUGAAAGGUGCCGAUGCAUUUCUCCCCUCACCUUACCACCACCAUCACCAUCUUGAAUGAAUCCCCAGGGACAUUCCAUCACUGCAAUAGCUCAGGCACGUAACUUUUUUUUGCCAGCUCCUGUUCUGUAGUUGAACUGUAUUAAAAAAAGGCUGCCAUCAUGGACUUUAGAUAUCCCAGUGUAACCAUCUGGAGUGUGUCCGGUUUCAGUUUUUCAUAGGACCAAUUUUGAUUUGCAGCGUGGGGGUUUUUAUAUGAAACUGCAGUGUCAUUGUAGAAAAACUACCACCUUCAGCUAUAUACUGGUAGGCUAGACAGACUUCAGUCUGGCAGAUCAUUAACUGGUAAAUAAGACUUGCUGCUCUGAUACCAAUGUGUGUUUUGAGGGCUGGUAGCUGUAAAAUAAAAUGGUCCAAACGGAUACCAUUUCAGAUCUAAUUGUCAUUUGGCCUGUCAUGCCCUUGCUGCAGAAAUUGUGGAGUAACCUGCCUUGUGCACUAGUUAUUUAAAACAUGUGUAACCAAAUUGUCAGUUUGAGCACGGUACUAACUUGUAUGUCCAUUUAAGAGAGAACUGCAGAACUCUGUAUACAAAAGAGAAAAUGGGAGAUGGUCUUGGUUGGAAUAACUGAGUUGGCUGUCUUGUGAUGAAUUUUUAAUAUGUAUUCUGUGCCAUACUAAUGUUUAAAAACAAAACAAUGGAACUGUUGCUAUUGUGAGAUGGAUUUUAACUGACAAGAACGGUUUCUUCUGAAUGGCACUACUUUAGGGACACUCUAGUAUUUGCUUCUAUUGUUUGGGCCUUGUGGAUAAUGUACAGACUUAAAACAAAUUCUUGUUGCUGAUUUGUCCAUUUCUUCCCCUGCACUUUGUUACAUCUGGGAUACAGUCUAACUCAUCUGAUUUAAUAUGCAUUUCAAAAAAUGCCAUAACUAUUAAACACCUUGUUUACAGACAGAUGAAAUAAAUUUAUUCCAACCAAAUGAAAUUAAGAGUGAGUGUG
Gekko japonicus is the source of this 2592-nucleotide messenger RNA. It is a transcript of the gene PFN2, whose product is annotated as profilin 2. Gene Ontology annotation, cellular component: cytoplasm. The transcript is spliced from 3 exons. Gene Ontology annotation, biological process: positive regulation of actin filament bundle assembly; actin cytoskeleton organization; regulation of actin filament polymerization. Gene Ontology annotation, molecular function: actin binding. Lineage: Eukaryota; Metazoa; Chordata; Lepidosauria; Squamata; Gekkonidae. The coding region runs from base 494 to 916 and encodes 140 amino acids. The record is from RefSeq and is a predicted model, not a curated record.